GCCGCAUGCGCCGCGACGCCCGAGCAGCCACUGCCAACCGACGAUCGGUUUAGACCUCCAUUUUGCGCGGGCUGCAGCGCUCGCACCCAUCCCAUCAGCCAUUCGGGUGAUCCCGCAUAGGUUGGCAGAGCACUCUCCCAGAGGUGGGUGGGGGCGCGUGCCACAGCAUGUUCUCCCUGACCGACCUCUGCCUGAAUCGGAUAACGGAGGACCCGGCGCGGUGCCUGCGACAUGGUGAGGAGACGCACCCCGCUUUACUGCGAUCAAGUAAAGACGCGUUCCUGCGGUGCGAGGCGCAGACCGUACAUAGGGACCGCUGGGCCGCCGUCGAGCAAUCUACGAGCGACGCGAGAAGAAGGCCGCGGCCGGAGGCGCGGCCCCAAUUGCUAGCUACAUUGGCUGCGCGCGGCGCUUUAGUGGAUGGCGUGCUGCCGCCGAAGUUCUUCGAGUCUCUACGCGUGGACACGUUGUCGCUCGCGGCGUGUCGCGCAAGGGCGCCGUUUCUGAUGUUGGCGCAGGCGCAAGCAAAGACGUCCGAAACUUUAUCUUGUUUAGAUUUAGGAUCGUGCCUCCAGUUGGACGAUGCUGCGCUAGCUAUCAUAGUGGACGCGUGCGCAGCAACCCUAAGAAGGUUGAAUCUGAGAGACUGCCGCAAGCUCACGGAUAGCGCAUUUACCUCGUUACAAGCAGCGCGCGUGCUGGAGGACGUCGACGUGGGCGGCAAUUUCAACAUGAGCAUAAAAGGAGCGUCAACUUAUGUCUCAUCCACCGCGAAGCGCAAGUCGACGGACGAUCAAAGAUGUCUAUCCGGGAUCGCCGUGGGCGGGCUCGGGUGUGAUGACGCGUUUCUCACAGUACUCGCAAAAAAAGUACCGUCACUAAGAGUUUUUGGGGGCAGCUACGGCCACUUUUCCUCGUCUGGCUUCGUGGCCGCGUGUGCGUCUCUCCAACAUCUGUCGGACGUGCGCGUGCAGUGGACGGAAUUCUUCGACGACGCUUGCUUAGAUGCUUUGUGUCAAGUCGGUCCGAUCCGAUGCUUGGACUGUCUGGGGACGGCGGUGACCGUCGACGGUCUUUCACGGUUCCUGUCGUUGAAGGUGCACGACGACGCCUUGGGGCCCCAACCAGCUAGGCUGCUCGAGUGGGUCAACGCGCGGUAUACCGCGGGGCCGCGGGAGCGGUUGGAGAAGCUGCCCAGGGUGUGGCAGUUCGCGGCGGUGGAGGUCGUGGUCUAAGUCUAUAUGCUUGUA
Pelagomonas calceolata is the source of this 1250-nucleotide messenger RNA. The record is from the annotation of a GenBank genome assembly. Lineage: Eukaryota; Pelagophyceae; Pelagomonadales; Pelagomonadaceae.